This is a messenger RNA of Zeugodacus cucurbitae (melon fly), 4350 nucleotides long. It is a transcript of the gene bowl, whose product is annotated as protein bowel. Gene Ontology annotation, cellular component: nucleus. The record is from RefSeq and is a predicted model, not a curated record. Gene Ontology annotation, molecular function: RNA polymerase II transcription regulatory region sequence-specific DNA binding; DNA-binding transcription factor activity, RNA polymerase II-specific. Gene Ontology annotation, biological process: regulation of transcription by RNA polymerase II; embryo development; embryonic pattern specification. The transcript is spliced from 3 exons. Lineage: Eukaryota; Metazoa; Arthropoda; Insecta; Diptera; Tephritidae. Bases 457 to 3054 code for a protein of 865 amino acids.
UUGAGUUGGUACAGCGUAGUGGAGCUCUUGGUCUCUCUUGCGCUCUUUCUCUCUCUCAGCUCACUUCAAAUUGGCAUUUCCAGCAAAAGGUUUUUAGGCUCGUUGCCCCCAACGGUGCCACGCUCGGAUUAGUCUUGAGUAGUUGAUCGUCGUAAACACACCUGUAGAAAGUCGUAACGGUCGUAACGUCACGUUGAGCAACCAUACGGACGGUUUGGGUUUUGCUCCGUUUUUAUUGUUGUUUUUUUUUUUUUUGAAUGUGCUACGCUCUUUUUUCUUACAAUACGUACGUUUGAAUAUCGGUUUGUUCAAACACAGACGCGUUCAGCAAUACAUAAAAGCGACUACAAAAUAUAUAUACUGUGUAUGUUAAUAACUUGGCCAUGUCAAUGACGCGACGGUGAGCGCCAUAAGGUCAAAAACGCGCGCGAAAGUCAAGUGCUAACCAAAUAAAAAAUGCCAACCGAAAAUACAAUGCUAGAGGACCGUCCUGGUGGCGGUGCAAUGACUAUGUCGCGCCCCAGUCGGCUGGAACAAUUCUUGCAAGCGCCAGGCGGCGCGUCGGAGCAACGCAGCGCCUCUAGCGGACGUGUGCCUGGUGGUGCGGCUGCAGCCGCUGCCGCCGCAGCUGCUUAUGAAACACAACUCGCCUAUCAGCAUCACUUAGUGGCAGCUGGCUUAAUGGGCGCGGGUGGUGGGGCGGCAAACGCGCAAGCGGCGCAUUCCGCCUUCGUGCCAGUGCUGCCAUCACGUAACGCAAUGCGCGCGCCAGGCGCUGCCGCCAUUUAUGGUGGCAUGCUGGACGCCGAAGUGGCCAAGGAGGCGAGUAAACGACAUGGCAGUAAUACUAAUUUCGAGAUCAUCUCUAUGAUGGCGGAUAAACGGAAGGAGUUGGCUUUACGUGAGGCUGCCGCGGCGGCAAUGCUGAUGCAACGACCACCUGGACAGGGCCCACCACCGGGUGUGCCUACUGCUGUUAUGUAUCCACCACCACCGUACUUGGGCGGACCAGGUCCGUCACCGACUGGCGCCGGCACAUUCGCCUUUCCAUCGGCAGCCGCAACGGCAGCGUUGUUUCCCGCUGGGCUGCCACCAACUAUGCACGCCGGUUUGGAUCGCCGUUUGUUGCGCGCACCGGGACGUGCAUCACGUCCGAAGAAGCAGUUCAUUUGCAAAUUCUGUAAUCGUCAGUUCACCAAGUCCUACAAUCUGCUCAUACACGAGCGCACACACACCGAUGAGCGGCCGUAUUCGUGUGACAUAUGUGGCAAGGCGUUUCGCCGGCAGGAUCAUUUGCGCGAUCACAGGUACAUACACUCCAAGGAGAAGCCAUUCAAAUGUACCGAAUGCGGCAAGGGUUUCUGCCAAUCGCGCACACUCGCCGUCCACAAGAUCCUACACAUGGAAGAGUCGCCGCACAAGUGCCCCGUCUGCAGUCGCAGCUUCAAUCAGCGCUCCAAUUUGAAAACGCACCUGCUCACGCAUACCGAUCACAAGCCGUACGAGUGCUCUUCGUGCGGCAAAGUAUUCCGUCGUAAUUGCGAUCUGCGCCGGCAUGCGCUCACACAUGCGGUCGGUGAUGUGCCGUCCGAAUAUGUGGAUGUGGGCGAAGAAGAUGAAGGCCGACAUUUGAGUGGUGAUGAAGAGGACACACUGCUGGAGGUGGAUUCACCGCGACAAUCGCCGAUACACCGCUUACAUAGCGGUACGCCAACACGAGAGCUCGGUGGUGCAUCGAAUGCAGAAAAGGCUGGAGGAGAGGCGCGCGCAGCAGCGCGUAUGCGUCUCAAGCGGAAGGCUUGUUAUGAUGCCGCAGAAAUUUCUGAUGAAUCCGAAGAAGAGUUAGACGAAGAUGAUGAAUUGGAUGAGGCCGAGCUAGAUGAUGCAGAGGCGGAGUUGGGUGAAGAUGAUGAUGAAGACGAAACAGUGCAGCAUAUGCCAAAAGUUGGUCUACUAGAACCGCGACCAACUGGGCAGGGUGUGACACAUUGUCAUCACGAAGGCGGUGAAACGUACACAAUGCGUCCGACGCAUGAAAUGCGAGACUUACAUGAUCCAACGCACGCCAGCGACUCGCCGCACACUUUCAACGCACCGCCAACCGGUUCCGCUUUCAUGCCGUCUUCACCGAGCGCACGUUAUAAUCCAAUGCGCGCGCUACCCGGCGCUGGUGAAUCCAUACAUUCGCCAUCAACUUCUAAUGGACCGGAACCUUAUAUACCCAUGUUACAUGUGCGCAGAGAUCUCCAUCCGAAAGCGUUACUAUUGAACGCCGCCGAAAUGAAAGGUGCAAAUAUAAUGCCGCCAGGCAUAUUGGUGGGCGCAACUGGGAUACCUACAACAGCACAAGCACCACCAAACGCGCCAACAAUCGCAAUACCACCAGUUUUAACACAGGCGACACAACCAGCCGGCGUUGCGCCAACAGCGCCACCGCCACCUUUACCGCCGCUCUUAGAUACCGGCAAGAAUUUACAACAACCGCUGCACUCACCGCUCGAAUCGAUGCCCAGUUUCCUGGGCUCCAUACCGAUACGCAAGCGUAUAGUGGGACUUGAACAAAUGGCCGACGCGCAGCGCGUCUACAACGCGCACACACAAAACGCCAGUCUGAUGGCGCUCAAUAUGACGCGCACGCAUGCCGCGUUGAAAGCGGCACCGCCGCCGCAACACACUUUACUGCCGGGUAAAGCAUAUAUGUCUGUGAAUCAAGCACCGUUGUUAUGUGAGUCUAAAUCUAUGCUUGCUGGCAGCGGUGGCGGCGGCAUGACAGUUAGUAGCGCCACGCUUGCAAAUACAGCGACGCUGAUGAGUAGAGCGGAGGCAGUGGGGUUAGCGCCAUUAACGAGCGCCAGCAGUAGCAGCAGUGAGCGUCAUUACUUAUUGCCAUCUAAUGGCGCAGUUAAUUUGAAUACUCAGGAGCCGUUGAGUGCACGCCCAGUACUAUCACCAGGCGCUAUGCAACCGCAGCAGCAGCCGCCGCAACAACAACAGCCAGCGCCACCACCUACGCGCCGCACAGGCUUUAGCAUAGAGGAUAUAAUGCGGCGCUGAGUCUGAGACAUUCCUACAUUUCACUUAUUAUGGUUUCGCUAAGAUUUUUAAGAUAUUUCGCUGUAAAAUUUAUGUUUAAAUAGUUGAUAAAAAUACAUUUAAUAUCCUCAAGUGCCUUCUCAUAUGCUAUGUACGUAUAUUCUAGUGCUUCAAAGCCAUGCUAUGUAUACUUAAGUUAUCUAUACAUAAUUUAAUUAGUGUCUUCGCUUAGCUUAAGUUGCUUAUAGCUGUACUUUUAUGCAAAACAAUUUAGCUUUUUAUUUGUAAAAUUUUCUUAUUUUUUUUCAAAUAUUAUUUUUAUAAUUACAAUUUUAUAAACAUACACAAACAUGAUAAAUAUAGUAUAUAUGUAAAAUUGCUUUAAGUUCAGUUUUAAAUAUCAUAAGUUAUUAAUUUAAAUAGUUCAGUUAUUUUUAUAUGUAUGUAUGUCUUACACAACUUGCCGGGCACUUAGUGCUCUUAAAUGAGUUACGUAUGUAUGUAUGCAUAAAAUAUUUUAUAUAUAAGUAAUAAGUAAUAAGAAUACUUAAUAAAAUGUUAAAAAAAAAGUAAUAAAAUUGUAUAAUGUGUGGAGCAGCGCUUUCUUUAAAGAUAUGUUAGUUUUGCGGUGGAUCUUAUGUAACUGUUUGAGCUGAGAGUUUUUACUAUUAAGGCCGUUAAUUUCAUUGGAAAUAUGAGGCAGAAUACUUUUUAAAAUAAUGAUAAUAAAUAGACAUACAUAUAUUUGAUAUAAACUUUGUGCUACCAAACAGGAAAAUCAAUAUACAGUUUUACAAAGCCUGCAACCUCUCUACUAGCGGAUCCCUAGUAUUCCUUCUUAAGAUAAGACGACUCAUUUUUUAAGAUUAAAACACAAUAUACAUGUCUAUAAAAUCAAUAUCUGUAGAUUUCAUUCAAAAAUUGAAUUUCGGUACUAAUAUUGCCAAUCCCGAAAUUUCGGGAUUUUUUCGGGAUUAUAUAUUUUUUUUUUCAUAUUAUGUCAUAUACAUGCCUAUAAAAUCAAAUUCUGUAAAUUUUAUGUAAAAUAAAAAUUUCGGAAUUUUUUCGGGAUUCAAAUAUAUUUACAUGUCGAUUCAAAAAGUUUAAAAAUAUCAGGGAAACUGUUUUUGUAUAUGAAAUAAAAAGAAAAUAGGGACUUGAGAUGUCGCAAAAAUAAUUUAACCUCAUAAAUUAAGCUCAAAACUUGCAAUUUCUUAGUUAGGUAAGAUUGCGAAUAAUGGCUAAUAAACAAUUUAUCAAUCGAUGGAAAAUUAAGAUUCUUUCAAAAUGCUUCAAUAUAUCUUUAUUAGCUGUAAA